Bubalus bubalis (water buffalo) is the source of this 5222-nucleotide messenger RNA. RefSeq names its product multidrug resistance-associated protein 1. The transcript has 28 exons. The record is from RefSeq and is a predicted model, not a curated record. Gene Ontology annotation, cellular component: membrane. NCBI's taxonomy places the organism in Eukaryota, Metazoa, Chordata, Mammalia, Artiodactyla, Bovidae. Gene Ontology annotation, biological process: transmembrane transport. Gene Ontology annotation, molecular function: ATP binding; ABC-type transporter activity; ATP hydrolysis activity. Bases 141 to 4022 code for a protein of 1293 amino acids.
GGGCUGGGCGACUGCCGACACGCCCGGGCAGGGCGCUCGCGUCCUUCCACCUUACAGACGCCGAUUGACAGUCCACUCAGAAAGAGAAGUGACAGCCCGGACCUCUCUCCGCUUCCCGUCGUCGGGAGUCCGCGUGGACCAUGUUUUCCAUCCUGGGGAGAUGGGGCGCGAGCGGCUUCUACCAGCGGGUCACCGAGGCGCAGAGAUGCAGUCCAGAGAAAAGUGCUUCAUUCUUCAGUAAGAUGACCUAUUCCUGGUUUAGUAGAAUAAUUAUUUUAGGCUAUAAGAAACCUUUGGAAAGAGAGGAUCUUUUUGAACUUAAUGAAGGCGAUUCCUCCUAUAUUGUGUGUCCCGUCUUUGAGAAACAGUGGAGGAAGGAAGUUUUAAGGACUCAAGAGAGGCAAAAAGUAAAGUCAUCUUUUCAUAAAGAGGCACACACCAGGAAGCCAUCUCUACUCCGGGCAUUGUGGAACACUUUUAAGCUUGCCCUGAUUCAGGUUGCAUUAUUCAAAGUAUUGGCUGAUGUUUUGUCCUUCACUAGCCCACUCAUAAUGAAGCAAAUGAUCCUUUUCUGUGAACAACGCCCAGAUUUUGGCUGGAGUGGUUAUGGCUAUGCUUUGGCGCUUUUUGUUGUAGUCUUUUUGCAAACCCUGAUCCUUCAGCAAUACCAGCGUUUUAAAAUGCUCACUUCAGCAAAAAUUAAGACAGCUGUAAUUGGACUGAUCUACAAAAAGGCCCUGCUUCUAUCUAAUGUUUCUAGAAAACAGUUUUCUAACGGGGAAAUUAUUAACUUGAUGGCAACAGAUACCCAGCAGCUCAUGGACUUGAUGACAAACAUCAAUCUUCUUUGGUCAGCUCCUUUUCAAAUCCUGAUGGCCGUAUCACUCCUUUGGCAAGAGCUGGGUCCAGCCGUGUUAGCAGGGGUGGCAGUCCUUGUGUUUGUUAUACCAAUGAAUGCUUUAGUUGCAAAUAGAAUGAAAAAGCUGAAGAAAAAUCAAAGGAAGAACAAAGACAAACAGAUAAAACUGCUCAAUGAAAUCUUACAUGGAAUUAAGAUUCUCAAACUUUAUGCAUGGGAACCCUCCUAUAAAAAGAAGAUUAUUGAAAUUCGAGAACAGGAAUUGGAAGUUCAAAAAUCAGCUGGGUAUCUUGCUGUAUUUUCCAUGCUAACUUUAACUUGUAUUCCAUUCUUGGUGUCCCUGGCAACAUUUGGUGUCUAUUUCUUACUGGAUGAAGAAAACAUUUUAACAGCCACUAAAGUGUUCACGUCUAUGUCUUUGUUUAAUAUCUUGAGGCUUCCUCUGUUUGAUUUACCGAUGGUGAUCUCAGCUGUGGUCCAGACAAGAAUAUCACUGGUUCAUUUGGAAGACUUUCUCAACACUGAGGAACUUCUUCCACAUAGUAUUGAAGCAAACUACAUAGGAGAUCAUGCCAUUGGUUUUACAAAUGCUUCCUUUUCCUGGGAUAAAACAGGGAUUCCAGUAUUAAAAGACUUGAACAUAAAGAUUCCAGAAGGAGCUUUAGUGGCUGUUGUAGGGCAAGUUGGGUCUGGAAAAUCAUCUGUGCUUUCUGCAAUUCUGGGGGAAAUGGAGAAACUAAAAGGAAUAGUCCAAAGAAAGGGCUCCGUGGCUUAUGUUUCCCAGCAGGCCUGGAUUCAGAAUUGCAUUUUGCAAGAAAACAUUCUCUUUGGCUCUGUCAUGCAGAAGCAGCUUUAUGAGAGAGUUUUGGAAGCCUGUGCUCUCCUUCCCGAUUUGGAGCAGUUACCAAAUGGAGAUCAAACUGAGAUUGGAGAAAAAGGUGUGAAUAUAAGUGGCGGACAGAAGCAUCGAGUGUGUCUGGCCAGAGCUGUCUACAGUGGGGCUGACAUCUACCUCCUAGAUGAUCCCUUGUCUGCCGUUGAUGUUCAUGUUGCAAAGCAACUUUUUGAAAAAGUGAUUGGGUCCUCUGGCAUGUUAAGGAACAAGACUCGAAUUUUAGUGACACACAACCUCACACUUCUACCACAGAUGGAUCUCAUUGUUGUAAUGGAAAGUGGCAGAGUAGCACAAAUGGGAACAUACCAGGAAAUUCUGUCUAAAACCAAAAAUCUCACGAAUUUGCUUCAGGCCUUCAGUGAACAAGAAAAAGCUCAUGCUUUAAAGCAAGUCAGUGUAAUCAACUCCAGAACUGUACUGAAAGACCAAAUCCUGGUGCAAAAUGAUAGGCCCUUAUUGGAUCAAAGGAAACAGUUCUCAGUGAGAAAAGAAAAGAUUCCUGUUGGUGGGGUGAAGUUUUCAGUCAUUCUGAAGUACCUUCACGCCUUCGGCUGGCUCUGGGUGUGGCUGAAUGUGGCCACGUGCCUGGGGCAGAAUUUGGUGGGAACUGGACAGAAUCUCUGGCUUAGUACCUGGGUGAAAGAAGCAAAGCACAUGAAUGAUUUCACAGAAUGGAAGCAAAUAAGAAGCAAUAAAUUAAGCAUCUAUGGAUUAUUGGGAUUAAUGCAAGGUCUUUUUGUGUGCUCUGGAGCUUAUGUAGUCACCAGGGGAUCCUUGGCUGCCUCUCGAGUUUUGCAUGCUCAGCUGUUGGACAAUGUUCUGCAUCUCCCGCUCCAGUUUUUUGAAACCAAUCCCAUAGGCCAGGUCAUCAAUAGGUUCACCAAGGACAUGUUUAUAAUUGAUAUGCGUUUCCAUUACUACAUACGGACCUGGGUGAAUUGUACACUGGAUGUUAUUGGAACAGUUUUGGUCAUUGUGGGAGCUUUACCACUCUUCAUUCUGGGGGUUAUUCCCUUGGUUUUCCUCUAUUUCACUAUACAGAGAUACUACAUGGCGAGCUCUCGGCAGAUUCGACGAUUGGCAGGAGCAUCUCACUCUCCAGUCAUUUCCCAUUUUUGUGAGACUCUGCUGGGAGUGUCCACUAUCAGGGCAUUUGGACAUGAACAGAGGUUCAUCCAGCAAAACAAAGAGGUGGUGAAUGAGAACUUGGUCUGUUUCUACAACAACGUGAUUUCAAACAGGUGGCUGUCUGUUAGACUUGAAUUUCUUGGCAACUUAAUGGUGUUCUUCACUGCAGUGCUUACUGUGCUGGCUGGCAAUUCUAUAGAUUCAGCAAUAGUUGGUUUGUCUAUAUCCUAUGCCCUAAAUAUUACUCAAACCCUGAAUUUUUGGGUAAGGAAAGCAUGUGAAAUUGAAGCCAAUGCAGUUUCCAUUGAAAGAGUUUGUGAAUAUGAAACUAUGGAUAAAGAGGCACCCUGGAUAACGUCUAAGAGGCCUCCAUCACAAUGGCCCAACAAAGGGAUAGUGGAGUUUGUUGAUUAUCGAGCUCGAUACCGAGAUGAUCUUGGUUUAGCAUUACAAGAUAUCACUUUCCAGACUCAUGAGGAAGAGAAGAUUGGAAUUGUGGGACGAACUGGAGCAGGCAAAUCAACACUAUCAAACUGCCUCUUUCGAAUUGUAGAAAGAUCAGGAGGUAAAAUUAUAAUUGAUGGAAUUGACAUAUCUACUAUUGGGCUUCAUGACCUUCGUGGCAAACUCAAUAUUAUUCCACAGGAUCCUGUUUUAUUUUCUGGAACCCUUCAAAUGAACCUGGAUCCCCUAGACAAGUAUCCUGAUCAUGAGCUAUGGGAGGUGCUGGAACUAUGUCACUUGAAAGAGUUUGUGCAGUCCCUUCCCAAGAAGCUACUGCAUGAGAUUUCAGAGGGUGGUGAAAACCUCAGUGUUGGACAACGACAGCUAGUCUGUCUUGCUCGUGCUUUGCUGAGAAAAACAAAAAUUCUCAUCUUGGAUGAAGCAACAGCCUCCAUCGAUUUUGAGACUGAUAACUUGGUGCAGACCACAGUCAGGAAGGAGUUUUCUGAUUGCACCAUCCUGACAAUUGCUCACAGACUGCAUUCUAUCAUUGAUUCAGACAGGGUACUUGUUCUAGACUCUGGAAGAAUUACAGAAUUUGAAACACCACAGAAUUUGAUACACAAGAGAGGACUUUUCUUUGACAUGCUAACAGAAGCUGGAAUAACACGAGACUUGGGGGCGAAAAAUAAAUAGUUAUAUAUGGAUUAUACCAAAUAAAAAAAUAGUAUUUGAAAAAAAUAAAGACUGGAGAGAAAUGUCGAAAAGUAGGCCUAUGUUGGCACAAAUAGAGAUAAGCACCAUAGUUCUAACCAUUCUGAGCUGUGCCCAACCUUCUUUCUUCCAGUCAUGCCCUCCUGAAUAUCUGCCUUUUAUUGAUUCCCCAAAGUGCAAAAUGCCACUUAUCCUUUAAGUCUCAGACUUUGUUCAGGAGUUAUCUUCUGCUCAAAGUAUCUCUUGGUUUCUCUCCUUGGUCCCCUGUCUUAUCUAGAUGCCCUUUUGAUAUGUUCUGACUAGCCUUAUUGGCAUACCUUUAUCAUGGCAGGGACCAAAAUCUGUUUAAAUUCUUUUUAGUGUGCCUCCCCUUAAAGCUACUUGAAGGCAAGUGCCUAGUUUUAUCAUCUUUGUAUGUUAGGUUGCUAGCAUAGUGCUUUCAGAUUGUUGAUACUCAACAAAAAUUUGUAGAAUAAAUCAUUAGGCGUUUUAGAGUAAUACUGUAUAGGCACCUAUAUACAUAUGAACAAAGUUUUGAGUUACUGUACAGUAUAUAAAUUUUUGGAGGAAUCACAGAAAAAACUUUGAGUUAUUCAGCUGCUUUUUUGAAAGAGAAAGCCUAUGUUAACUGAAUUUUAUGAUGUGCUUUAUUUAAAAAUAAUAUUUUAUAAUAUUUUUACUAUUUGAGUAAACAGCCAGUAUUUUCUAUGGAAUGUCAUUUUUGACUUGAAAAGCUCAGUGAGUUAUAUAUCAGAUGGUAUACAUUCACAAGUAAUUAUUAAUUUGUGGUACUAAUUAUAUUUUGAAUGGCUUUUUCAUUUGGUAGUUUUAAGCAACAUUAUUUCUCUGAAUUGCCCUUCAAAUUUGAAGUUUCCAAACUUCAAUUAUAUUUUCCUUUCAAGAUUAUUUUAAUAGAAUGUUUUAACCUGUUCAGACCCAUCAGUCAUUUCUUUUAUCCUCUUUUUCUCCUUAACAACUUUGCAUAACCUUGCUUCAUCCCCUAAAGGUAUUUAUGAAAAGUUAACUUAAAUUGUAAAACCCUACAUUAUCUAAAGUUUCCUUGCUUAAAACAUUAGCUACUGAAAGUAUUGUCCUGUCUUUAUAAUUCCUGUAGUACUUACCACUAUGUUUUGUGUUCAGUAGGCAUUGAAUAAAUAUUUGUUGAAAUCUCUUAAGAAAGGA